AUGUCAAAUUAUCUCACAACUAAAGCAGACUCAAGUAAGCGAAGAAGCUGUACUAUCAACUCAUCGAAAUUAACAUUUCUGUUUCAGAUAUCAAAAUGGCGAUCUCAGAAAAAUACAUUUGGUUGGGCACGAGCAGAAGUUGUGGGAGCGCUCGUUAACUCAGUUUUCCUCAUAGCAUUAUGUUUCUCCAUCCUUGUUGAGGCCCUGAAGAGACUUGUAGAAAUAGAAAAAAUAGAAAACCCCAAGCUUCUCCUCAUUGUUGGUGGCGUUGGUCUUCUGAUUAAUUUCCUUGGAUUAGCAUUGUUUCACAAUCAUGGUCACAGUCAUGGAGGGGGUGGUGGUCACGGCCAUAGUCACGGACAUGGUCACAGUCAUGGAGGUAAUGCUGCUGCUGCAGAAACUCAAAAAGAAAGUGAUUCAUUGGUUGAAAGGAAAGCUGGAAGUGGAGAGGAAAAUGAAGAGCGAAAUUCUAGCAGUUCUGAAACUGAUUUAGAAGAAGUUACCAUCCAGUUUGAUGAAAAUAAAGUCUCAUCAAGUGCACAGCUGAAUAUGAGAGCAGUGUUCCUACAUGUUUUGGGUGAUGCCCUGGGCUCAGUCAUUGUUGUGAUCAGUGCUCUGGUCAUUUGGUUUGUGGACAAAGAUUGGGUGUACUAUGUAGACCCUGGAAUGAGUAUUGUCAUGGUGUGCAUAAUUCUUUCAACAACAAUUCCACUAUUAAAGGAAGCAGCUCUAAUUUUACUGCAAACAGUGCCAACACAUAUACAGGUUACAGAUAUUAAAGAAAAAAUGAUGAAGAUGGAUGGAAUAGAAGCUGUGCAUGAGUUCCACGUGUGGCAGUUAGCAGGAAAUAGAGUCAUAGCCUCAGCACAUAUUCGAUGUCACAAUCCACAUGAAUACAUGACAUUAGCAGGGAAAAUAAAAGAUCUCUUUCAUAACGAAGGCAUACAUUCCACUACCAUACAGCCGGAAUUCUCAGAGGACUGGGACAAUUUACAGUCGAGCUGUGUUUUAGCGUGUGGUCCAGAGAAAAAUUGUUAUCCAGCCACAUGUUGCCCACUACCAAAGAAAUCCUCACCUAAUAAAUCAGAAAAUGGUUCAGUUCCCACAAAACGUCAGCAGAACGGUAAACCAUCGUCGGGAAAUGAGAUAGUAUGAUUUUCAAAACAGUAUUAGGAGAACCAGCAUGGGAACAAAUUUGAGGAUCAUAAAUAUUGCAUGUUUCAUUCUGAACAAAAUGAGAUAUUUCUUCAAUAAUGGAAUGAAAUCUAUUUUUAUGCCCCCGAAGGGAGGCAUAUAGUUUUUGAACCGUCUGUCAGUCUGUCGGUCUGUCAGUCUGUCCGCAAUUUUCGUGUCCGGUCCAUAUCUUUGUCAUCGAUGGAUGGAUUUUCAAAUAACUUGGCAUGAAUGUGUACCACAGUAAGACGACGUGCAGUGCGCAAGACCCAGGUCCAUAGCUCAAAGGUCAAGGUCACACUUAGACGUUAAAGGAUAGUGCAUUGAUGGGCAUGUCCGGUCCAUAUCUUUGUCAUCGAUGGAUGGAUUUUCAAAUAGCUUGGCAUAAAUGUGUACCACAGUAAGACGAUGUGCAGUGCGCAAGACCCAGGUCCGUAGCUCAAAGGUCAAGGUCACACUUAGACGUUAAAGGAUAGUGCAUUGAUGGGCAUGUCCGGUACAUAUCUUUGUCAUCGAUGGAUGGAUUUUCAAAUAACUUGGCAUGAAUGUGUACCACAGUAAGACGAGGUGUCGCACGCAAGACCCAGGUCCGUAGCUCAAAGGUGAAGGUCACACUUAGACGUUAAAGAUCAUUUUUCAUGAUAGUGCAUUGAUGGGCAUGUCCGGUCCAUAUCUUUGUCAUUCAUGCAUGGAUUUUAAAAUAACUAUGCAUGAAUGUGUGGCACAGUAAGACAAUGUGUCGCGCGCAAGACCCAGCUCCGUAGGUCAAAGGUCCUAAACUCUAACAUCGGCCAUAACUAUUCAUUCAAAGUGCCAUCGGGGGCAUGUGUCAUCCUACGGAGACAGCUCUUGUAAAGAUUUUUUCUGUUCAUUGAUAUUUAUCUGUUAGAAUAUUGACUCGAUAAAGUGGUCAUUGUUGUUGUUUGGGGACAACAACUAGUGGAGAUUUUUUUUUAGAUGUUAUCUGUUUUCUGUAUCAGAAAACCACUCCACACUCCACACUCCACACAAACUUGUAGAUAAAAUCUGGCCUAAAAUUUUGGCCUAUCAAUAUGUCAGUUUUUGUUAUCCGUUUCACCUUCUGUACAUUGGUUUUUUUAAUGUAACUUUUAUUUCAUGAUUUGAUUGCCAAUAGGUUUCAGUUAUAUAAGAAAGAACUGGUGCUACAUUACUGGGUAGUGGAUCCUUGUUUGUACUCAGUAAUGUUUUGUUGUUUUGUUUUUUCUGUGAAAUUGUCUUGAGAUACUCAAUAAUGGACACAAAGCACAUUUGAAUUAAAGAAGUUUAUAUCAAGUUUUGUUGAUAUAAUUCUGUAGCAUCUACAUGGUUGUAACAUUUUACAAUGACAAGUUUGAACAUUUGGCGGACAUUUAACAUGGGUAAUUGUGACAACAUAAUAGUGUCAGUUGAAUUUAGAGAAGAAAUCCAUUAACUGUGAAUAGUAGGAUAUGUCUUCCAGGGUUGAGAUGAUACUCUUUCCAAAGAGUCUUAACAAUUUUUAGCUCAUCUGAUUUUUUGAAAAAAAAUGAUGAGUUAUUGUCAUCACUUGAGCGGUUGUCGGCGUCGGCGUCUGCGUCGGCGUUGCCUGGUUAAGUUUUAUGUUUAGGUCAGCUUUUCUCCUAAACUAUCAAAGCUAUUGCUUUGAAACUUGGAAGACUUGUUCACCAUCAUAAGCUGACCCUGUAUAGCAAGAAACAUAACUCCAUCUUGCUUUUUGCAAGAUUUAUGGCCCCUUUUGUACUUAGAAAAUAUCAGAUUUCUUGGUUAAGUUUUAUGUUUAGGUCAACUUUUCUCCUAAACUAUCAAAGCUAUUGCUUUGAAACUUGGAAUACUUGUUCACCAUCAUAAGCAGACCCUGUACAUCAAGAAACAUAACUCCAUCUUGCUUUUUGCAAGAAUUAUGGCCCCUUUUGGACUUAGAAAAUCAGUUUUCUUGGUUAAGUUUUAUGUUUAGGUCAGCUUUUAUCCUAAACUAUCAAAGCUAUUGCUUUGAAACUUGCAACACUUGUUCACCAUCAUAAACUGACCCUGUACAGCAAGAAACAUAACUCCAUCCUGCUUUUUGCAAGAUUUAUGGCCCCUUUUGGACUUAGAAAAUAUCAGAUUUCUUGGUUAAGUUUUAUGUUUAGGUCAACUAUUUCUCUUAAACUAUCAAAGCUAUUGCUUUGAAACUUGCAACACUUGUUCACCAUCAUAAGCUGACCCUGUACAGCAAGCAACAUAACUCCAUCCUGCUUUUUGCAAUAAUUAUUGCCCCUUUUGGACUUAGAAAAUCAUUUUCUUGUUUGAGUAUUAUGUUUAAGGCAACUUUUCUCAUAAACUAUCAAAGCUAUUGCUUUAAAACUUGCAACAGUUUUUCACAAUCAUAAGUGGACACUGUACAUCAAGAAACAUAACUCUAUCCUGCUUUUUGCAAGAAUGAUGGCCCUAUUUAGACUUAGAAAAUCAUGGGUAGGACAAUAUUUCUAUUAUACAAAAAAAAAAUCAGAUGAGCGUCAGCACCCGCAAGGCGGUGCUCUUGUUUAAUUUUUGAGAUAAAAACCCUUACAAGGUGUGUUAUGUAUGUUUUUUUGAAUGACAACAUAAUACAUGUAUAUGAAAACAUGGUGAAGCUGAUCUAGCACUGUGAUAGAGAACCCAAAAGGUUUCAGACCUCCUGAAUUGUCUGAUAAAAGUUCAUUCUGUAUGGAAAAAUGUUGGAAAUUUUGCUAUAAGCAAAUUAUUUCUACUGUGUGGUAGAAGUUGGCUUUUUUUUCUUGUACUCCACUUUGAUCUUGAAAAUGCUUUAUAUUAAUCUUUAGCCUGCUGGCAACAAGUUGUUUUGCCUUUGCGACCAGUGCAGACCAAGAUCAGCCUACACAUCCAUGCAGUCUGAUCAUGGUCUACACUGUUUGCUAUUCAAUCAGUAAAUUUUCUGUAAACACCCUUUCAAAUAAUAAAUGGUAUAGCCGAAAUUGUAUGAUGGAUGAGUCCAUUUUAGCAAUUUAGCAGGGUAACGGUUAAGGUAAACUUAAUUCAUCAGAAACUGAAAUGCAAUGGAUGUAUAUAGUUUUUUUUCAGGGAUACAUUUAUUUUGCACGAAGUCUUUACACUGAAUGUUCUUAUCUGGUCUGGUCUGUGUUAACACUUUUAGAAACUUGCUUAUUAAUAAUUUGCAAAAAAACUUACAUUCUAAAUGACUAAUGCCACUGGUAGGCUUAAUAGGCCAUGGUCUGCUUAUUAUUUUUAGUCCCCUACUAUGUUGCAGUGUAAAAAAAAGAUGUUGCAGUGAGGCCGGUCUGUCCAUCCUUCAGCCCAUCUCACAAAGUGGGAUCAUGGGAUAACUUAAAAAGCAUAAGAUAUUUGUUUUCAUGGAGAAAUUGCAAUGUGGAUAAUAUGCACAUGCUUUUAUUUUGUUGCAAAGGCAAAAAAUGCAGUUGCUAUGGCAACAGAAAGUAACAAAAUGAUGAGAAGUGGAUUCUGAAAAAAAUAAUGAAAAUUGAUGUUUAGGUAGAAGACAGUGUGGAAGACAUGCAUGAUUUUGCAUUUCAUUUCAUCCAUCUAAGUCACAACUAUUGGAUCUGUCAUAAUUUUGAAAAUGCAAAAGACUUUUCAUGAAAUCUGAGGCAUAGAUAGAAGGCAGUAUGUAGAAUAUACAGACCAAUUUAUUUUGUCUGUUUUUUCUGUCAGUCUAGCCAUCUGAUGGAUUCUGCCUUUAAAGAAGAGGAUUUUUUUUUUCUUGAAACCUUGCUUAUUUGGAGAAUAUGCAGGUCUUUCUAUUAAAUUUCAACAUAAAAAAAUGUAGUUUCUAUGCCAUAAAAUAGAACAAAUGUUAUUCUGGAAGGGAACUUUAUUGCUAGGAAGUGGUGUUGUUAGAAGUGGUGUUUUCAAACUUUUUUUUUUGGUCCUAGAUGUACUGGCUUGAAAAGGAGCAAGGUAUAUUUAAGGACCCUUUUUGGACCCUUAGCUAACAGGGCCUGCACAAGUAUCCUGUUCUACCUAUACUUCUGAAUGUUCAACACACAAAUUUUAAUAUCUUUGAUGAAAUUUUUGACAUGUGAUCAUGGUUUUUGUUAUUUCAGGUAAGCAUUGUUUAAUGUAAGCUUGUAACAUUGUAUACAGUAGUGUUUGUGUUCAAUGGCAUUUUCAUAUACUGUGAAAGCACAUAUUUCCUUUGGGUCAAAAUUUAGUGAAAAUUUGAAAUAUCGAGUAUGUUUGUAAAGUUUUUUAUUCACGAGAUUGUAAAAAAAAAUGUUAUCCUCCUUGUUUCCGCUAUUUAAUAUGUCGGAUGUCCAUAAAGGUUACACAUGGUAGAGCGUUACCUAUAGCCGGGUAUGUUUAACUAUUUAAUGUCUUCUAAUCAAUCAUAUUAGUACCAUAAAAUUGAUUGCUAUUAAUUGUAUGGAUAUGUUAACACCUUUUAUUACCAGUAAACUCUCCGUGUUUGUUCCAUUUCGUAUGUGGAGGAAGGCUUGUUUAAUGAGAUAUAAUGGUUAAUAUUAAGGCAAGGAUUAAUGUUAACGAGGUGAGAAACCUUGUGAAUAUAGCGAAGAUUAAAAACCCUUGCGGGGGCCUCCGUGGCCAAGUGGUUAAGGUCGCUGACUUCAGAUCACUUGCCCCUCAUCGAUGUGGGUUCUAGCCUCAAUCGGGGCAUUGAAUUCUUCAUGUGAGGAAGCCAUCCAGCUGGCUUACGGUGGUUCUACCCAGAUGCCCGCUCGUGAUGAAAUAAUGCACAGAGGGGCACCUGGGGUCUUCCUCCACCAUUAAAGCUGGAAAGUCGCCAUAUGACCUAUCAUGUGUCGGUGCGACGUUAAAUCCAACAAAAAAAAACAACAAAAAAGCGAAAAUUUCUGCUUUUACAGUAUAGAAUUUUUAGUGAAGAUCAGUGUUUUGUUUGACAUAUGUAGCACCUUGUUUGAGUACACUGCAGUCAUACAAUUUUAAAAUCAAAUCUUAAUCAUUUUAAACCUUGUUAGUGAAGUUUUUUUUAUGCAUAAAUUUUGGUGUAAUUGUUUAAAAACAUCAUUCAGUAAGCUUUAAGAUUCAGACAGAUCUCAGGAUUGCUACACAAACUUUUUAUACAGAAUAUUAUUUCUACCGUUUAUUUCCGCUUAUAAGACGCAUUAUUAGGAGUCAUAUUUUCUGUUGAGAGAGUGGGGAGCGUCUUAUAAGCGUGUACUACAAGGAAAUUAAAAGAAAAUGAAACCUCAGAUUGCAUGUCCGACUUCUUACAAGUGAGUGCGUCUUAUAGUCAAAAAUAUACGGUACUUAAGAAAAUAUAAGUAUAAAGCCAUCAUGAUCUAGUAUUAUUCUCGUUGUGUAAUAUCAUUACUCAGCCUGGUCAAUAUAAAAUUUUGCAUAAAUUUCUCAUAUGUUAAGUGUACACGAAAAGUGGAAAAAUUGGAUAACCUAUCUAUAUUUUAACAUGGACAUCUAAGGUAUUUAGCCAGUGAUUUGCCAUUUCUUUGUGUGUUCCUUUGUCAUGAACAUAUUAAUUGCUCAGGUAUGUGGUUAUCUUUUGCUUACCCUUAUCCCACUAAUGCAAUAUUUUAUUCAAGAGAAAUUUUUCAUGUUCAUUUUCUGUUUUAUGUGGGUUUUUUUUUUUAAAAAAUUAAGACAAAAGUUAUGUAGUUGUUAUUAGUAAGAUCAUCAGAGUCAAGUGUCUAAAUAAACUAUACUAUGAAAUCAUUCAGUGUAUUUUUGGCCUAAAAUUUCCUUGUUUUGACUUUUUCAGGGGGAUAGGAAUUUAAUAGAUUUUUGACUUUUUAAGAUAAACUGAAUGGGCAUUUUAUAUGUUGGGAUUUACUUUCACUGAUCUACACAACCACAAAAUUAAGCAAAGCUAGCCUUCCAUUAAUAGUAAUGAUUUCAAAGUAUAAUGUUUCGUUGUAUGUAAUAAUAGCCAGUCAUCCUAUAAUUAUCUGCAAACUGCAUUGUUAGAUUAUAUGUAAGUUUUUUUGAUAAACAUGUGUUUUAUAUUUACCUUAAAGAUCAUUUUUAAGUCCAACUAUGUUUAACUGAAAAGGAAAAGAAAAGGUAUUCUGCCAGAUUUCAGGUCCUGUUCUCAAAAGUUAUUAAGUUCUGGAACAGUUUCAGAACUCUUAUCAUCUUAUUGGUUGAUUCUGAACCCACUUUUGAAAUUAACCAGUGGCAUAUUUGCAUAUUUUAGACUGGUCUUCAAACUGAGUUUUACAACUUCAAGCUCGAGCCAAAAUCUCAGUAGAACCUAUGAUAUUUUAUUAAAGGUAUUCUUGUAAAAAGGAUUUCAUUUUAUUUUAGAUCUCUAAAUUUUACUGCAAAUGUUUACACAUUACAUUUAAACAAGUAAAAUCAUCGGCCUAGAUCUCAUAGUCUUUAAGUUUGUAGGGUUUUUCUUUACUACUGUAAUUCAUAAUAUAGUUGAGAAUACACUGUUUGAAGGACUGUAGGAGAAAAUUCGAAAAAUAUGAUCUGAAAAACUGUACAUGACAGUUUUAGAAUAUAGGAUGUUAUAUAACUGUUAUGUUGUAAAGGCUCUUGGGAAAAGUUUAUAAAUUAAAAUGGUAUGGUAGUCAUACUUGUAUUUUGUGCUAUGAUUUUCUAAAACUUAAGUAAAUGCACUUGGCAAAUCAUCAAUGGUGCAAUUCAUGGAUUUGUAAGAAGUAUACGCUGUGGUUUAUACCCAUUUAAUCCUUAAAUAAAAACCACUUCUAAACAAAGAUAACUCUUGCAGUAUUUAAAUUUAGGUUUCUGUUCUUUCGAAGUGCUUAGCACAGUUGCGAGUUGCGGCUGUGUGUGGCAUGACAAGAUAUUUCAUUUGGUAUUCAGAUAUCACAGGUUGGGAGAGAAGAACUUUCUUAUUUGUAUGCACUCAGACCUGUUUCUUUCUCACCCUAUUAAAUAUUACAGAUAUAGUUGAAUAUUGGUCUGGAAUUUGUGACAGCAGUUCUUUUAGUUGCAGAGAAGGUGGUUGCUUGUCUUAAUAAAUCUAUUGUAAAUAUGCAAGCUUGAAUACAACAACAGGUUUAUUUAAUCUAUUGUUAAUAUGCAGGAUUGAAUACAACAUAAGGUUUAUUUAAUGUGGCUUGAAUACAACACAAUGUUAAUUUAAUCUAUUGUAAAUAUGCAAGCUUGAAUACAACACAAGGUUUAUUUACUCUAUUGUAAAUAUGCAAGCUUGAAUACAGCACAGGGUUAACUUUUUGUUAAAGUUAGUUAUGUAUUGUUUUUAAACAAAAGUCCUUUUGUAAUACUGUUGAGAUGGGCAGGAAAAAAAACUCCCGUAUCAUAAAUAUGAUUUUAUCAGGUCAUGAAUGGUCGCAUUAUGGACCUUCUAUUGAGGAAUAACACAGCAUAAUGCGGAAAUUUUAUCUGCUAUAUUUUUAAAUAUUUACAAUUUACUUGUAUAUUUAUAUUGUAAAGUAUUUAUAUAGCUUUAAUACUGAAUUCCAGUUUCAAAAUGUGCUCCUGUUUUUUUAGAGAAACUAUUUUAGAAUAGUUCUUUUAAUUUAUGAUCUAUAAAUGUAAUAUAUUAUCUGUUCGCUUUCAAAGCCUAUUUCAAUUAGAGAAACCAUUAGUGAACAGCAUGGAUCCUGACCAGACUGCACGGAUGCGCAGGCUGGUCAGGAUCCAUGCUGGUCGCAAAUGCACUAUGUUGGUUUUCUCAUGGUGUGGCUCAUAUGUAGAUAGAUGUAUUGUAAUGUUCUGUAACUGUAUAGAUUUGAAGUUGUAUAAAGAAUGUUUGCUUGCCUUUUGUGAAUAUUGAAUAUAUCUCACUGAGAAGAGAGAAUUUCUGCAGUUGUAAAAAACAUGUAUUUGUAAGUGCAAAAUGUGAAAAUUGUUUCACUUCGAGAUGAGACAGCUCAUAUUCUUGAAAAAAAUAAUUUUUCUAUUAUUUCAUGGUGAUUAUGAAAAACAAGCUAAGAUAUAAACAAAAACUAUACCGUUGUUUUUAUCCAAGGGGAUAUCUAAAGUUCAGAGACUAGUUUUUCCUCUAUUUUAUUUCAUAAAGUGAAAACUAGAGUCUUAAAUACUAUACCAUUUGCAGUGUUAAGUGAUAUGGAUUAUAUUUCAUGAGAAAACACAGUAUUUCAUUAAUUUGCAUAUUAAAGAUAAACAGAAUUUAUUGUUGGUAUUAAGUUUAUAUAUAUGUAGAGAAACAGCAAAUUUAAAUAUACAACUUUCGAGGUUUUUUUUUUUUUUUGCAUUGUACUAGUUUUGUAGGCCUACUUCCAUUGUUCAACCAUAGACUGUGAUCGCUGUUUAGGAAUUUGGUAAUCAUCCUUUGUAUAACCAGUCAGCCAAUGAAAUCCGUGUUUACAAAUUACUCUUCCAUUACCAGCUUUUUGCACUAUGUAAGACCAUGGACGGCAAACACUGGUCUGGCCAUGCUUAGUGAUGGUGUCAGGUCCACGUUGAUCUACAAAAUCUUUACAGGAUAUUCUGUGUAGGAAAAGAAUUGGAACCACUGCCUUACCUUUGCAUGAUCGUAAGAGGGGACUAAUAGGGUUUUAACACUUGGGUUUUGCUGUAACUCAGUGAUUCCAGCAGGUAUACAAAUUUUGAUUCCAUACCUCAUGUUUUUAUUUCGAUGUAAAUGAGAUGUGAAAUCAAAAUUUGUAGUCCUGUUUGGCGCCAUAUAACCUAUACUGUCUUGGUGCUCCGUAAAACCCAAAUAAAUAAAUAAACUUUACAGGAUAUUCACUUUUCCUCUCUUUAAAAGCAUGUUACAGGCUUUAUUCUUUUGAAGACAUUGUCUUUUUGUACUUUGCAGAGAUUUAAAAAUGCAUGUACAUGUAUGCUAGUAUACUUAGUUUAUAACCAAGGUCAUGUUCACCAAUAAAAAGUUUUAACCAA
This is a messenger RNA of Mercenaria mercenaria, 9987 nucleotides long. Its product is annotated as proton-coupled zinc antiporter SLC30A1-like. The record is from RefSeq and is a predicted model, not a curated record. Gene Ontology annotation, cellular component: membrane. NCBI's taxonomy places the organism in Eukaryota, Metazoa, Mollusca, Bivalvia, Venerida, Veneridae. The transcript has 8 exons. The coding region runs from base 1 to 1155 and encodes 384 amino acids. Gene Ontology annotation, molecular function: zinc ion transmembrane transporter activity. Gene Ontology annotation, biological process: zinc ion transmembrane transport; detoxification of zinc ion; intracellular zinc ion homeostasis.